UGAAGUUGAAAUAUUUGAAAAUUGAAAAUGAGCGGAAGAGGAAAAACCGGUGGCAAAGCGAGAGCGAAGGCUAAGACUCGCUCCUCCAGGGCAGGGCUGCAGUUCCCCGUCGGCCGUGUUCACAGACUUCUCCGCAAAGGGAACUACGCAGAGCGCGUCGGUGCCGGAGCUCCCGUCUAUCUCGCGGCUGUGCUCGAGUAUCUGACCGCUGAGAUCCUGGAGUUGGCUGGAAACGCCGCGAGAGACAACAAGAAGACCCGCAUCAUUCCCCGUCACCUGCAGCUGGCGGUGCGCAAUGACGAGGAGCUCAACAAACUCCUGGGUCGAGUGACCAUCGCUCAGGGCGGCGUGCUGCCCAACAUCCAGGCCGUGCUGCUGCCCAAGAAGACCGAGAAACCCGCCAAAGCCAAGUAAACAGAGUCCGCUCUGCUUCUAAACACAAAGGCUCUUUUAAGAGCCACCCACUUCAUCUGACAGAGAGCGAUUUACUUUCCUUUUCAUUCAUGAUACACCAUGCAUACGACUGAAGGAGAUACUGAGCUAAAUUAACGCACUCUUAUUAAUGAUACAUCAUUUGGAAACUCUGCCUUAUAAUAAUUAUCAGUGUAAUAAAUAUGAAUACCAUAA
Molecule: messenger RNA, 627 nt
Organism: Carassius auratus (goldfish)
Lineage: Eukaryota; Metazoa; Chordata; Actinopteri; Cypriniformes; Cyprinidae
Product: histone H2A-like
Exons: 1
Coding region: 28-414 (128 amino acids)
Cellular component (GO): nucleosome
Molecular function (GO): DNA binding; protein heterodimerization activity; structural constituent of chromatin
Source: RefSeq, a predicted model, not a curated record